AGCUUAAGGAUUUGAUUGGUUGGACGGCUCUGGGGUCAAACUUUAACUUCCGUUUCAUACAGCUAACAUGGCGGAUAAAGAAAAGAAGAAGAAGGAGAGCAUCUUUGACUUGUCCAAAUACAUUGACAAGCCGAUUCGUGUAAAGUUUCAAGGAGGACGAGAAGCUAGUGGUGUCCUGAAAGGAUUUGAUCCGCUGCUUAACCUCGUACUGGAUGGAACAAUCGAAUAUAUGCGUGAUCCAGAUGAUCAGCUGAAGCUGACAGAAGACACCAGACAGCUGGGGCUGGUGGUCUGCAGAGGAACCUCUGUUGUGCUCAUCUGUCCCCAGGAUGGCAUGGAGGCCAUACCAAAUCCUUUCAUACAGCAGCAAGAUGGUUAACUAGCUAAGGCUAUUAGGAGACCAGUGGUUUUUUUGUUUGUUUGUUUUUUAUUGAGGUAUUUUCCCAUUAUUUGUAAUUUUGUUUUAAUAAUUACAGUACAGUUAUUCUUUUAACAAUGCUGUUUUGAGUUAAGAAUAAUAAGCAAAGAAAAAUUUGUCAUGCAAAUAGUACAAAGAUUUGUGUUGUAAAGAGAUCGUGUGUUAACAGUGAAAUGUUCUUUUUAUCUGUAAUGACUAGAUGUUUUCCUAUUAUUUGUUUUUGAUAAGAAAAUAAAGGGGAAAAGAAAGCUA
Molecule: messenger RNA, 670 nt
Organism: Melanotaenia boesemani (Boeseman's rainbowfish)
Lineage: Eukaryota; Metazoa; Chordata; Actinopteri; Atheriniformes; Melanotaeniidae
Gene: lsm7
Product: LSM7 homolog, U6 small nuclear RNA and mRNA degradation associated
Exons: 4
Coding region: 68-379 (103 amino acids)
Biological process (GO): mRNA splicing, via spliceosome; nuclear-transcribed mRNA catabolic process
Cellular component (GO): U6 snRNP; U12-type spliceosomal complex; catalytic step 2 spliceosome
Molecular function (GO): RNA binding
Source: RefSeq, a predicted model, not a curated record